GCCACCAAGAUCAACCAAUAGGAAUCCUAACAGAGACGUGGCGCGACCUCCAACUUAUCCUUGCCUAGUAUUAUAUGUUGAAUUGUCUUCAUUUACACCUAUGGUAUUGCUGACUGCUGUCUACUAUUUCCAUUACUAAAUCUCAUUUUCUCCUUGUUCCUCAUUCCAGCUUUCUUUGUUCACUCUGCUUCCCCCGGUCCCCCAACAUCAAAAAGUUUCGUCAGGCUAGGCCGAUACAGAAUGUCUUUUCAGAAAUCUUGGCGAUUGCCACGGUCGAUCAAAUAUUUCCGCACUCCGUUAGCUGUCGACGAUAGCAGAGUUUCUAAAACCAUUCUCAAACAGUUAAAUUUUAAACCAGUUACUAAAAUGUCAUUCCGUUUUAAUCCAUUAAUACAGAAAACAGAGUCUAUUAGACAACUUUGUAGCAUACUCAGUGAACCGAGGUGGCGAGCAUCCAAUACUAAUAUGUUAGUAAAGAUCAAUGUACUCUCAGACAGUAACCCUCCUGAAGUUGAAAUUUCAUAUGAUAAUGGCCAUAUCCUUAUCUUGAAGACAGAAAAUUUAAGCCUUCGAGAGACAAUAGAAAUCAUUAUUGCACAUACGGGGAUCAUUAUGGCAGAAUAGUUAACCGUUAACGUUUAGUAAUAUAUAUUUAUUCAUUUCACAUAGUCUUUCUAGUUUCUGGCGCUGCUCAUACUUUUUCACUCCACAUAUGUAAAGAGAAAUGCAAUUCCUUUAACUAUAAGAUUUUGAGUCAUGUUUUCUCCAGAGUAAUGUUUCAGUCUUGUCACUAUUCAACGGUGUUCUUAUUUCGCUUCUUAGUUUAGUGUUAAAUAGAAAAUAUUGACAUGGACUUUAGUAAGGUUCUUGUCCGCCAAUAUAGUUUAAACUCGAUCUUCACUACUUAUUCCUAGAUUUUGCUGCUUGAACGCUUAGUUUUGAAGACUGCUUAUCUAAUUGUUUGAUAGUGGGGUACAUACUUUUUCUUGUUAAACUCGGCAUAAAAACUACUUUAUGAACUUUCGACAUAUUCUUAGGCUCAUCAUGGGUAGUUUUAUGAGGAAUUAAUAUUUAGGCUUUCAAUAUAUAUGUGGAAGGCUAAAAUAAUAUUAGCUCUUUGUAAAAACAAUCUAACAAUUGUAUGUCAGUUCAUUAGUAAUCUUCGAUUUUUAUACUCUUAGUAUUAGAUUCACACUACUCUAGAUAACUGGAUCUCAGUCUACAUUAUCGAUAUGUUACUUCAAUGUUAUUUAUGCUUUAGUAUUUCAUUUAUGGUUCUAUCUAGUUUAUGAAAUUAAAUAACUUUAAACAUAACACAAGUCAAAGUUUUGUAACUAGAUGCAGGGUUAGAGACCCUGAAUGACAUGGCUCAAAAUCGUUUGCAAUGGCGCAGGUGCAUCCACUCUUUGUGUUCUCCCAAAUUCUAAUCUUCUGAAUUCUUUAUGUCCCUUUUUUCCUCUUUCCAAAUUUAUUUCACUGAAUUAUACUCUUUAAAUAACAUCUCCAAACCCUAAUCUUCCCGAUCACUGCUUACACUCUUGCUACCUCUACCACAAUGGGAUUUGAAUCGACAACUGCAUCUCUGUGUUAAGGUGGUGUGGCAACUCGAACUGAUGUACGUACGUACGAAGUUCUACGUUGUUAUUGACUGACUGACUGAGUUACGGUAGUGAAAUUGUAUCGAUUCUCUAAGUUUAAAUCUUGAGUUAAGCAUCAUUCCUAAUUUUUCAUAUCUUGAUAUCAUUUGUUCCUUUUGAGUCGUACUUUUAAAUUACGAUUCUUUUUGUAUUAUUAAUAUUCUUAGGCCGUCAAGUAGUAUGCGGUUCUGAAUAAUUUAUCCCUCUUUCUUUUCAAUCUCGUGUUUAGCAGUGG
Messenger RNA from Schistosoma margrebowiei, 1872 nucleotides. Lineage: Eukaryota; Metazoa; Platyhelminthes; Trematoda; Strigeidida; Schistosomatidae. The record is from the annotation of a GenBank genome assembly.